Molecule: messenger RNA, 1422 nt
Organism: Apus apus (common swift)
Lineage: Eukaryota; Metazoa; Chordata; Aves; Apodiformes; Apodidae
Gene: GABRB1
Product: gamma-aminobutyric acid type A receptor subunit beta1
Exons: 9
Coding region: 52-1422 (456 amino acids)
Biological process (GO): nervous system process; chemical synaptic transmission; monoatomic ion transmembrane transport
Cellular component (GO): membrane; neuron projection; synapse
Molecular function (GO): extracellular ligand-gated monoatomic ion channel activity; GABA-A receptor activity; neurotransmitter receptor activity
Source: RefSeq, a predicted model, not a curated record
CUGGCGCUGGCCCUGGCGUGCGCGGCGCGCAGCGCCGACGGGCCCAGCAACAUGUCCUACGUGAAGGCGACGGUGGACAGGCUGCUCCAGGGCUACGACAUCCGUCUCCGGCCCGACUUCGGAGGUCCGCCCGUGGACGUGGGCAUGCGGAUAGAGAUCGCCAGCAUCGACGUGGUCUCGGAAGUCAACAUGGACUAUACCCUGACCAUGUACUUCCAGCAGUCCUGGAGGGAUAAAAGGCUCUCUUAUUCUGGAAUACCUUUGAAUCUAACUCUGGACAACAGAGUGGCUGACCAGCUCUGGGUGCCGGACACAUAUUUCCUAAAUGACAAGAAGUCAUUUGUCCAUGGGGUGACAGUGAAAAACCAAAUGAUUCGACUCCAUCCGGAUGGGACAGUCCUUUAUGGCCUAAGGAUCACAACAACAGCUGCUUGCAUGAUGGAUCUACGCAGAUAUCCUCUGGAUGAACAAAACUGCACACUAGAAAUUGAAAGCUAUGGAUACACUACUGAUGAUAUUGAAUUUUACUGGAAUGGAGGAGAGUCAGCAGUAACGGGAGUUAAUAACAUUGAGCUCCCACAAUUUUCUAUUGUUGAUUACAAGAUGGUAUCAAAGAGAGUGGAAUUUACAACAGGAGCAUAUCCUCGAUUAUCACUAAGCUUCCGGCUUAAAAGAAAUAUUGGAUACUUCAUUUUGCAAACCUAUAUGCCUUCCACACUGAUCACAAUUCUGUCGUGGGUAUCUUUUUGGAUCAAUUAUGAUGCCUCUGCAGCCAGAGUUGCUCUAGGAAUCACAACUGUGCUGACCAUGACCACCAUCAGCACCCACCUCAGGGAGACCUUGCCAAAGAUUCCCUAUGUCAAGGCAAUAGAUAUUUACUUGAUAGGAUGCUUUGUGUUCGUGUUCCUGGCCUUGCUGGAAUAUGCCUUUGUAAACUACAUAUUCUUUGGGAAAGGACCCCAAAGUCAGAAAAAGGCAGCAGGCAGGGCAGGACAUGCUACAGGCAAGAAGAGCAGACUGGAAACAAAUAGAGUCCAGGAACUUGUCUUAAUUCACAUUCCUUCCUUGACACAGGUUGAUCCCCAUGGAAACAUGCUGCUUAGCCCAUUUGAAAUACGAAAUGACAUCAGCAGCUCAGACGUGUUCAUGAAUCUCCGUGAUCCCCAAGCCACCACGCACACAUAUGACAGUGCCAACCUGCAGUACAGAAGAGCCACUUUCAGCAGAGACCUCUGCAGUAGGACCACUUUGGACAGGCACAGGCUUCAUAAAAAAGGACACCUGCGAAGAAGGGCAUCCCAGAUCAAAGUCAAAAUCCCUGAUUUGACUGAUGUUAACUCGAUAGACAAGUGGUCCAGAAUAGUCUUUCCCAUCACAUUUAUUCUUUUCAAUGUUGUUUACUGGCUGUAUUAUGUACACUAA